Messenger RNA from Macrobrachium nipponense, 2141 nucleotides. Its product is annotated as glutamate receptor ionotropic, delta-2-like. Gene Ontology annotation, cellular component: membrane. The transcript is spliced from 15 exons. Gene Ontology annotation, molecular function: ligand-gated monoatomic ion channel activity. The coding region runs from base 118 to 2031 and encodes 637 amino acids. Lineage: Eukaryota; Metazoa; Arthropoda; Malacostraca; Decapoda; Palaemonidae. The record is from RefSeq and is a predicted model, not a curated record.
GGGCCAGAAGUGGUGGGGAGAGGCUGCCUCCUUCUCACCGCCUCUCUUUUAUGCUUGCAGUGAAGAGACCGUUACCUAAUUAAUCCUAGCAAGGUUAGACUUGGCGCGGCAGACAACAUGCGUCUGAAAACCUACUUUAUACAGAUGGCUUUGGUAGUCAACGUUUAUGCGCUCAGGAACUCAAGAACUCUGAGGUUUUCCGGUUAUCGAGAUAGUGAUUUUACUAGCGAUACUGGAAGGAAUGUGUCUUCGUCCGACGUGCUGAGUGUCAUACUGACGAUCAGCAACAUCAGUCAGCAGUUCCUUCACAUCGUAUACGACCAGGAGUAUGCAGAAGCCGUAGCCGGCAUGACGCAGCCCCUGUCGUCUGCUUCCAUCGGGUUAAUGACUCUGAGAUACGACGGACAGUUGCGACGCCUGACGCAAAUGCUCGAUUUCAUAAGGCAUCAUCCAUCACUCCUGGUGUUGUUGUGCCCCCCCGUGCAUGUGGUUCACAUAUUCAGAACGAUUAAGGAAAACAACAUCAGACCCUUUGGUGUUACCUGGUUGGUAGUAAUGGAAGGAGGCGACGUCGAGAUCGCAGUGUUGAAGCUGGAGGGGUUCAUCCUGGAAGGAAGUCGGAUCCAGGUUCUCUGGAAGGACCCCGAAGGACUUUUUCAUCUGUUUUUCCCUCGGGUGGACACUUACGGAUUCGUGCGAUUCCACAAGAGAGGCAAAGGCAGCUUGCAGGAGAUGGGAAAUUUCUGGAAACAGGACGCCAUUCCCAAACGAUACAGCCUGAGUGGACGCAGGAUGAGGGUAGCCUGCAAAGAUGUUUGGCCCGUCGUCGUUAUUGGUGAGACUCAUCCUGACGGAAGUGUAGAGCUCGUGUCCGGGUUUGAAGUCGCUCUUUUGGAGUCCUUGAGUUCCUACCUCAAUUUCACGUUCAGUGCGGUUCUGUCUCCCGACAACGCCUGGGGAAACCUGCAGUCAGACGGGACGGUCACAGGAAUAGUAGGAAUGGUGGCUAGACAAGAAGCUGAUUUUGCGAUAUCCACUGUAACGAUAACAGAAGGACGAGAAAGUGUGGUUGAUUUCACAUUACCUUACGGUUUUACGGCGCUGGGAUUAGCCUCAAGAGUCCCAAGGAUUAAGAACAGGGCGAUAGCCGUUUUGUCUCCAUUCACGCCUCAGGUUUGGUUAUACAUCACGAUCUCAAUCCUUCUCAUGGGACCCGUUGUCUACGCACAUUCUUAUCUAAUGAACAAAAGUCUGCCGGCGGUCGCCAUGUUGGGCCUCCAGUGGAUUUCGUUCAACAUGUUUCGCAAUAUUGUGGUUCAGGGCAACUUCAUCCAGACCACAUUUUGGUCUCAAAGAUGCGUUCUCUUCUUUUGGUAUUGUUACUGCCUCGUCAUUUCGGCGCUCUAUUCUGGAAUGCUGACUGCCGUGCUGGCUAUUCCCUCCUACGAAACACCAAUUGACUCGCUGGAAGAUCUGCCCAGGGCUGUCAAGGAUGGUUUCGUCGUGGGCGUUAUGGGAGAUACCAGUAAUGAGGAUGUUUUUAAGGUCGCUACAGAUGGCAUCUUCAAACAAACCUGGGAAUUAUUCGAUCAUAAAGACCGAUCCAGAAGCUUUGUUUCGGGUCCUGUAAUUGGGAUGAAAAGAGCCAUAACAGAGAAGUUUGUGUUCAUCAUCUCGGAGGGCUUCGCCACCAGUAUCGCCAAAAAGAUGGGAGCCAGUCGGAAAUUUUACUUUGGCCGAGAGACGUUCCUGCCUCUGAGGAUUGGCCUCCCGUGCAGGACAGGAGCUCCUUACUUGGAAUCCUUCAGCCGGGCGAUACUUCGAAUGGUAGAGGGAGGCCUAUUGUCCAAAUGGGAGGUAGACGAAUACGGUAAAUUCGCUGAAGAACGAACGGACAAGGACGGGGAAACGAAUACAGUAGUAAUUACCAUCGUUCACAUUCAGGCUGCUUUCUACGUGUUGCUCCUUGGAAUCUGCUUAGCGGUGAUAGUGCUCGUCAUUGAGAAUAUCUGGAAUGCUCGGAUCGUUUAACAAAAACGAGAACCUGGAUUUGACCUUUUGGGGUCAGAGGUCGAGACUGAUUCUUUUGAUUUUUUUUUUUUUUAGAUGUAUCGGUGACUUAUACACAUUUCGAAAAAUCU